Messenger RNA from Salmo salar (Atlantic salmon), 1411 nucleotides. The record is from RefSeq and is a predicted model, not a curated record. Lineage: Eukaryota; Metazoa; Chordata; Actinopteri; Salmoniformes; Salmonidae.
CUCAGAAUGUUGUCAGGUUGUCCCUCAGAACGUUGUCUGGUUGUCCCUCAGAACGUUGUCUGGUUGUCCCUCAGAACGUUGUCUGGUUGUCCCUCAGAACGUUGUCCCUCAGAACGUUGUCCCUCAGAACAUUGUCCCUCAGAACGUUGUCAGGUUGUCCCUCAGAACGUUGUCUGGUUGUCCCUCAGAACGUUGUCUGGUUGUCCCUCAGAACGUUGUCUGGUUGUCCCUCAGAACGUUGUCCCUCAGAACGUUGUCCCUCAGAACGUUGUCCCUCAGAACAUUGUCCCUCAGAACGUUGUCAGGUUGUCCCUCAGAACGUUGUCUGGUUGUCCCUCAGAACGUUGUCUGGUUGUCCCUCAGAACGUUGUCUGGUUGUCCCUCAGAACGUUGUCAGGAUGUCCCUCAGAACGUUGUCAGGUUGUCCCUCAGAACGUUGUCAGGUUGUCCCUCAGAACGUUGUCCCUCAGAACGUUGUCAGGUUGUCCCUCAGAACGUUGUCCCUCAGAACGUUGUCCCUCAGAACGUUGUCCCUCAGAACGUUGUCCCUCAGAACGUUGUCAGGUUGUCCCUCAGAACAUUGUCAGGUUGUCCCUCAGAACAUUGUCAGGUUGUCCCUCAGAACAUUGUCAGGUUGUCCCUCAGAACGUUGUCCCUCAGAACGUUGUCUGGUUGUCCCUCAGAACGUUGUCAGGGUGUCCCUCAGAACGUUGUCCCUCAGAACGUUGUCCCUCAGAACGUUGUCAGGAUGUCCCUCAGAACGUUGUCAGGAUGUCCCUCAGAACGUUGUCCCUCAGAACGUUGUCAGGUUGUCCCUCAGAACAUUGUCAGGUUGUCCCUCAGAACAUUGUCAGGUUGUCCCUCAGAACAUUGUCCCUCAGAACGUUGUCUGGUUGUCCCUCAGAACGUUGUCAGGGUGUCCCUCAGAACGUUGUCCCUCAGAACGUUGUCCCUCAGAACGUUGUCAGGAUGUCCCUCAGAACGUUGUCAGGAUGUCCCUCAGAACGUUGUCCCUCAGAACGUUGUCAGGUUGUCCCUCAGAACAUUGUCCCUCAGAACAUUGUCAGGUUGUCCCUCAGAACGAUGUCCCUCAGAACGAUGUCCCUCAGAACGUUGUCCCGUUGUCCCUCAGAACAUUGUCAGGUUGUCCCUCAGAAUGUGGGGGGGGUGGAGGGCGGCGGCCAUUUUGUGACUGAGCGAAGUCAUCCACUGCACCUUCAACUGGAGAAAUCUGGAGCGGACAGACGAGCGACGUGUUUACCCUCGGUGUUCGUUACAACACCGUCACUUUCAGAAGGAAUUAAGGACUUUACAAGUGGAUCGAAAUGUAAAUAUUACGUUUGUUGUUUUUUUUUAAAGAAGGAAAUAAUAUGUUUGGAUGUAAAUAAAUUAGUUUCAUUGUUUUAGUGGG